Molecule: messenger RNA, 1368 nt
Organism: Lodderomyces margitis
Lineage: Eukaryota; Fungi; Ascomycota; Pichiomycetes; Serinales; Debaryomycetaceae
Exons: 1
Coding region: 1-1368 (455 amino acids)
Biological process (GO): monoatomic cation transport; transmembrane transport
Cellular component (GO): membrane
Molecular function (GO): monoatomic cation transmembrane transporter activity
Source: RefSeq, a predicted model, not a curated record
AUGUCUAAUUCACCGUCCUCGGAUAAUGGUAAUGGACAGCAGCACGUACAACACAACAAUUCCCAUUCCCAUACACAUACAUCUAAGUUAGAACACCAAACAGAUGUUCAUUCGCAUUCGCAUUCGCAUUUCGAUUCCGAUGCCGAUGCCGAUUCCACUUCCAAUUCCAAUUCCAAUUCCGAUUCGCACUCGCACUCACAUGCAAGUGGUGCCAAUCUCUUGCAUCACCACCACCAUUCUGCUCAUGAGCCCAAUGAAUUUUUAGCUGCUGGCACUGCCUCUAUUAAAUCAAAUCCCGCUGUUCGAAUCACUUGGAUAGGUCUUGUAGUUAAUGUUGCAUUGGCUAUAUCAAAGGGAAUUGGCGGAGUAGUUUUCCACUCACAAGCAUUGGUUGCUGAUGCCAUCCAUUCAGUUAGUGAUAUGCUUGCUGAUUUCUUGACUUUGGCCACUGUCAAUGUUGCUGCGAAAGUAGGCACUCCGACCAAGUUUCCCUUUGGAUAUGGAAAGAUUGAAACUAUCGGUUCCUUUACUGUUAGUGCCAUUUUAUUAUUUGCCGGUAUCUCCGUUGGAUGGUUGUCAUUGUUGCAAAUUUUUGAAUUUGUACUUCCUACCCAAAUGUAUGAAAUUGCCGCCAGUGUCAACAUUGGACAUAGUCAUAGUCAUGCUGACCUAGGCGGUGCAUCAGCAUCGCAUGACCAUGCACAUUCCCAUACUCAUACCACCCACACACCCACAGGCUCAGAAUUAACGACGCAUCGAGAAAUCCCCAAUAUCAAUGCUGCUUGGUUAGCAGCUGGUUCAAUUGUCGCCAAGGAGAUUUUGUACAAAAAGACAAUGCAAAUUGCUGUUGAAACAAACUCAAAGGUGCUUGUAGCUAACGCUUGGCAUCAUCGUGUGGACUCACUUACAGCAAUUGUUGCGUUGCUCACAGUUGCUGGAGGAGUUUUUUUCAAUAUUGCCUGGUUGGAUUCUAUUGGUGGAAUGGGGGUCUCUGUAUUAAUUAUCAAAGCCGGUUGGGAUACUUUGAAAGAAGCAUGGUAUGAAUUGAUUGACCGAGGUGAGCAACCAGGUUCAGACUUGUAUAAUAAAGUGGAGAAUAUAAUUUCUCAUGAAUUGGCAAGCAAUGUCCAAUUGAAUCAAUUUAAAUUGAGACAAUUGUCGGUGUUAUCUUCAGGUGCCAAUACAAAUAUCAAUUUUGUGUUGUUGACGCAAAAUAAAUCGAUUGAUUUGUUGACUUUGAAUCAGUAUGAAAAGACUCUAACUGAUUUAAUCAAACAAGACGAUAGAUUUGUUCGUAAUGUGUCUAUUAAAUUUGAAGUUGCCAAUGAAGAAGAAACAAUCGAGGAGAAUAACGAUAAAGAAAAUUAA